Molecule: messenger RNA, 465 nt
Organism: Hansenula ciferrii
Lineage: Eukaryota; Fungi; Ascomycota; Saccharomycetes; Phaffomycetales; Wickerhamomycetaceae
Gene: NHP2
Product: snoRNA-binding protein NHP2
Exons: 1
Coding region: 1-465 (154 amino acids)
Biological process (GO): snRNA pseudouridine synthesis; rRNA pseudouridine synthesis; ribosome biogenesis
Cellular component (GO): nucleolus; box H/ACA snoRNP complex
Molecular function (GO): box H/ACA snoRNA binding
Source: RefSeq, a predicted model, not a curated record
AUGGCUAAGAAGGAAAAGAGUGUCAAGGAGGAAGCUGGUGAAGACAACUAUGAAAAAAGAAUGUCUGCAGUCUUACCUUUUGCUAAACCAUUAGCUCCAAAGAAAUUGAAUAAAAAAGUUUUAAAAACCGUUAAAAAGGCAUCAAAAGCUAAACAUGUUAAAAGAGGUGUUAAAGAAGUUGUUAAAUCUUUAAGAAAAGGUGAAAAAGGUCUUGUUGUCAUUGCUGGUGAUAUUUCUCCACCAGAUGUUAUUUCUCAUAUCCCAAUCUUGUGUGAAGAUAGUUCAGUUCCAUUUGUUUUCAUUCCAUCAAAAGAAGAUUUAGGUUCAGCUGGUGCUACUAAGAGACCAACUUCUGUUGUUAUGAUUGUUCCAGGUGGUGGUAAAAAAAAUAAAUCUGAUGGUAAAUCUGAAGAAUAUCGUGAAGGUUUUGAUGAAGUGGUAAAAGAAAUUCCAGCAUUGGAAUAA